This is a messenger RNA of Lachnellula hyalina, 1185 nucleotides long. RefSeq names its product 4-hydroxyphenylpyruvate dioxygenase (gene HPPD). NCBI's taxonomy places the organism in Eukaryota, Fungi, Ascomycota, Leotiomycetes, Helotiales, Lachnaceae. The transcript is spliced from 2 exons. The record is from RefSeq and is a predicted model, not a curated record. The coding region runs from base 1 to 1185 and encodes 394 amino acids. Gene Ontology annotation, molecular function: 4-hydroxyphenylpyruvate dioxygenase activity. Gene Ontology annotation, biological process: L-tyrosine catabolic process.
AUGCCGGCCUCUUCACUUGAAAACCAGGACAAUUAUCGAGGGUACGACCACGCAACUUGGUAUGUCGGCAAUGCUAAACAAGCCGCUUCGUGGUAUGUGACCCGCAUGGGCUUCAAAAUAGUCGCAUAUCAAGGCUUGGAGACCGGUUACCGCUGUACUGCCUCCUAUGUUGUAAGCAACAACCGUGUGAAGUUCGUUUUAACGUCCACUAUUCGAAGCAAUUCUGCUCUUGUGGAUGAUGCAUCAGUGUCAUCUGCUGAGAGGAAGCUCGUGAGCGAUAUUCACUCGCACUUGGAAAGACACGGAGAUGCUGUCAAAGAUGUCGCUUUCGAGGUCGACGAUGUCCAUGCUCUAUUUAGUAGGGCUUUAUCUUCCGGUGCAAAGAGCGUUCAAGACCCGAAAACUGUGGAAACAGACGAUGGAAUUCUAAUAACUGCUAUCAUCCAGGCUUUUGGAGAUACGACACAUACUUUUAUCUCUCGUCGAGGCUAUUCCGGGAAGUUUCUACCUGGCUUUCAAACCGUGACGGAGGAUGAUCCUAUUGAGAAGUUCCUCCCAACAAUUCAAUUUGAAGAGAUUGAUCAUUGUGUUGGCAAUCAAGAUUGGGGCAACCUCGAAGCUACUUGCUACAGUUAUGAACGAUGUCUGGGCUUUCGUCGGUUUUGGACAGUGGAUGACCGCAACCUAAUGACAGAGUACUCAACCAUGAACUCGAUUGUCAUGGCAUCCCCAGGUAGCGGAGUCGUUAAAAUGCCCAUAAAUGAACCUGCUGCGGGCAAGAAAAAAUCACAAAUCGAGGAGUUCGUGCAAUUUUUUGAUGGAGCCGGUAUCCAGCACCUAGCCUUUCGAACAACAGAUAUUGUGCGCAUUGUCGGAAGCUUAAAGGAGCGUGGGGUACAGUUCAUCACCGUUCCCGCGGCAUACUAUGUCGACCUCGGGACUCGGCUGAAGAGUUCAGGCGUCGAGGUUAAUGAAAGUCUACAGGCACUGCAGGAGUUGGGGAUUCUUGUUGAUUUUGACGAGGGGGGAUAUCUCCUUCAGAUUUUUACUAAGCCUCUCAUGGACCGACCGACAGUGUUUUUAGAGAUCAUCCAAAGGAAUAAUUUCGAUGGUUUUGGAGCGGGAAACUUCAAGGCUCUCUUUGAAGCUGUCGAGCGGGAGCAAUCCAAGCGAGGAAAUCUGUAG